CUGUAGAUACAGACCACUGUGUCUCCACAUGCUUUCUUGGUCCUGUCCUGUCCUUGUACAACUUUUCUUAAGGGACUUGCUGGCAAGAACCUGAGUAACACACUGAAGACAAGGACAUGAAAUAACGAGGUAAAGGGGAAAUUCCAAUUGUAACUGAGCAUGGUACUUUGUGACAGAAGAACGAGCUAACGUAGGACAAGAAGGCCUAAACUAGAUGGAAGCAGGAACAUCAGGGACAAAAUAACUCCAUGCAAGAGAGCAAAGGUUCCUUUCUGAUGAGCCAGGCUCAGCCCACAAGGCCCAGGAGAGGAUUGACAGAAGAGUUGAGAAGCAUGUAAGCUUUGUGUCUCACAGCCCUCUCAGCAGAAGCAGUAUCUUUGUUGUGCAUCAAGGUUCAUCUAGAUGACUAGGAAUGAUGGGCUUGGGAACAAUUCUAAACUGAGUACUCAGUGAACUCCCCUCACAUUAGCCAGUACUUACCAUAAUGGGAUUCUGAUCUUCACUGUUGCUGCACCAUAGACUCUUAACAACCAGUAACCUAAAAGAUAAAAUGACCAGUCUUACUGCAGGAAGAGUAACACAAGUAUUUGUUGCCCAAAACAUAGCUGAAAUGGUGCAAGAGCUACAAAUCCUGGACAACAGAAAGGAAAGAGAGAUUUGGAGAUUUUUACCCCUUUGUUAUGCAUCAGAGAAGAUGCCCUGCAUGAAUUUGCUCCACAGGCCAGCAAGAGUUAACUUAAAAUUAACUGGAGUAGCAGCAGAGGCAAUCUUACAGGCCACGUGGAGGCCGCAUUACCUUUGCAGGAACCCCUGUCUCACAAUGCUGUCUAUCCAGCUGCCACUGCUACUCCUCUGCCUGACCUUGUCCGGUGUUUGCCUCAAUGGGGGGCAGCCCCUUCCAGAAGCAAGUGAGAACAUGGGAAGAAGUCCCCUGGAUGACAUCCUGCAGAGAUCUGAAAGCCUUAUCCUUCAGUCUGUCCUCAAGAAAGCUGAAAAGAAACAAGAGAUGAAUAAAGAAUUAAAUGCCCCUCUGCCAGAAUGGCUUUCCAAAAGACAACACCCUGGAAAAAGAUACAUAAGCGACCUGGAAAAGAGACAGCAUCCUGGAAAAAGAGAUGCCAAGGAAGAAGCAUCUUAUGGAGACAUUCAGAAGAGGCAGCAUCCAGGCAAAAGGGAGGUAGAAGACAACCUUGCCAGCUAUCUGGAGCUGAAAAAGCGACAGCAUCCUGGCAGAAGGUCACCGUGGGACCAGUAUGCUGACAUCUCUAGUGCACAGCUAACUUACUUGAAUGGGUUAUCCAAAAGACAGCAUCCAGGAAGAGGGUAUCUGAUGCAUAAACAUCAGCAUCCUAGCAAGAGAGGCUGGAAUGAUGAGCUAGACCUAAGCAACCAUGACGGGGAGAAACGCCAGCACCCUGGAAAAAGGCACUGGCAUACUGACAACCCAGAUUAUGCAGAUCCCUGUGACCUUCAGGAGUCCUCCAUCUGUAACAAAGGCAGCCUGUGGGUUGAUUUACCAGAAAAUUUCAGCAAAGACCGGGUAGAAGAAAAACGUCAGCACCCAGGAAGGAGAUCAACACGGGCGAGUGAAACAGAGGAAUGAGAAAAUAAUUGUGUAUUUGGUGAAGUAAAUUGCCAGAACACUAAAAAAUUCUGUUCACUCCCUUUUGGCUUCCUGCUGCUGACCUCUGCACUACCUUCCAGCGAGUGAGUGUCCCCAUUUAAGCUAACGGCUUUGUCACACACUUAAAGUAAUGGAACAGAAGCAGUAAGUUGAAUGGCCCAGGCAAGUACUGAGAGUCUUCAACUCCCCCAUUUUGUGAAGUUAAGGGUGCUCUGUUCCUUAUGGUCCUAGAUCCCAGAAUAAUCCUAUGCGCUGUCCUAAACAGAAGAAUAGAAGAAUAAUUGCAUGGCUUCCUCUCAUGUCAGUGAAAUCAGUACAUGAACUGGGAGAAAAAAGACUAACAUGCAAAUUAUUUCAAAAUGAAAUUGAGUAGGUUUUCAAUUCUAAAUGAUACAUUAAUGAGACCUUGUGCACUACAAUCUAUCUAGACAUUAACACUGAACAGAGAUAGGGACUGUUCCAAGUGCAAAAGAUUAGAUGACUGGCUUCAUAGUUUGACUUGGAACUGCACCAAAAAAUCAUUUCAUCUAGGAGGCUGCAUAAUGCAAAGGGUUAAUGCAUCCCAGAGCAACUCAUCCCAAGCUGUGAACUUUGCUGUGUACACCCCAAACUAGAACUCCCACCCUGCUGUGUCCAUAUUUCAGUCACUCCCCUUGAAAUCACGCCUUCUCCUUAGACGUUUAAAAUUGAAACCAUUUUUCUUUCUGAUAUCUAUCUUUUUUUCUGAUACAGAUUUCUGAUUUUUCCCCUCUCAAAGGAAUGCUUUCCCCUUCUGUGGUCAGACUCCCAAAAGUAUUUACCUGAUAUGAAUGGUUCAAUAAACAUCAAUAGUAAA
Oxyura jamaicensis (ruddy duck) is the source of this 2459-nucleotide messenger RNA. RefSeq names its product thyrotropin releasing hormone (gene TRH). Gene Ontology annotation, molecular function: thyrotropin-releasing hormone activity. The coding region runs from base 551 to 1603 and encodes 350 amino acids. Gene Ontology annotation, biological process: hormone-mediated signaling pathway. The record is from RefSeq and is a predicted model, not a curated record. NCBI's taxonomy places the organism in Eukaryota, Metazoa, Chordata, Aves, Anseriformes, Anatidae. The transcript has 8 exons. Gene Ontology annotation, cellular component: extracellular region.